GUCUCAUUCUAAUGGCGUCUUCGCCGUCACCUGGGCUUCCUCGCUCCUCAUUGGCUGCGCUCCGAGAUCUCACUAUGCUCACUCCAUCCCUUCUGCCAAUCAUCAUCUGGUGGGACCGUUCUGUCCCCCCCCCCAUCCGCCCCACGCCUGACAGGGACCGGUUCCCGCCCCGGAGCCAAUCAAAGCGGCGCAGGGGUGUUGUGCGGCCAAUAGGAGAGCGCACUUCAGAAACCGGAGUGGAGAGCUGCUGAUGCUGUUGUUGAUGGGUGAGAAGCGGGUGCCGCGGCUGAGGUGCGUGAGUGAGGGGCAGGUGCUGUCGCUGUGCAGGCUGUUUCUAGAAUUCUGCAGAGAAACUGCAAGUGUGAAGUGUUAUAUCUGAACAAUGGCAGUGAAUGAGAGUGUUGACAUCCUGAACUCCGCUUACCUGGCAGUGGAAUACAUCGACUCUUUCUUGCCUGACAAUCCACUGCAGCAACCAUUUAAAAAUGCUUGGAACUAUAUGCUGGACAAUUACACCAAGUUCCAGAUUGCAACAUGGGGAUCACUCAUAGUUCAUGAACUUUCCUACUUUUUGCUCUGUCUACCUGGAUUUAUAUUUCAGUUUAUACCUUAUAUGCAAAAGUAUAAAAUUCAGCAGGAUAAACCAGAAACAUGGGAGAAGCAGUGGAAGUGUUUAAAAACGCUUCUCUUCAAUCACUUCUGUAUUCAGCUUCCUCUGAUAUGUGGUACCUACUAUUUCACAGAGUACUUCAAUAUCCCUUAUGACUGGGAAAGGAUGCCAAGAUGGUACAUGCUACUUGCCCAGUGUUUUGGCUGUGCAGUGAUUGAGGAUGCCUGGCACUAUUUCCUGCAUAGACUCUUGCAUCACAAGAGAAUAUACAAGUACAUCCAUAAAGUUCAUCAUGAGUUCGUAUCUCCUUUUGGGAUGCAAGCAGAGUAUGCACAUCCACUGGAAACGCUUAUCCUUGGAACUGGUUUUUUCAUCGGCAUUAUUGUUUUCUGUAACCAUAUGAUUCUUCUGUGGGCCUGGGUAAUAUGUCGCUUAAUGGAAACCAUUGAUGUACACAGUGGCUACGAUAUUCCUCUGAACCCCCUGCAUCUAGUGCCCUUCUAUGCUGGGGCUCGUUUUCAUGAUUUCCAUCACAUGAACUUUAUUGGCAACUAUGCUUCAACCUUCACAUGGUGGGAUAGAAUCUUUGGUACAGAUUAUCAGUAUGUUUCAUACCAAGAGAAAGAGAAGAAUCAAGAAUUGUUAACAGAAAAGAAGUCCAACUAAAUUUCCCAUUUAACCUCCUACAGACAAACUUCUUCCAUCUUUCUUUUGGGCUCAAACUGGUAAUUAACACCUGAUCACAAAUUAAAGCAAUAUUUUAAUUUUCUUAAAAGCAAAAGUUAAGCAUAUACCUUGUCCCUUGGCUACUAAGUGGUAGGGAAAAUCCUUACUGCAAUGUAAUUAUCUACCUAAUGGGAAUGCUUUUCUAUUUUAUACACAACUCUAAAGUAGAUAUGCAGUACUUAAAGAUUAAUUUAAAAAUUACAUAGGUGACUUGAAAGUUUUUGUCUGUUGCAAGAAUUUUAUUAAUUUUUUUUAAAGUAUCUAUUAUGCUGCCCUAUUUGGAUUCAGGUAGAAUUAUGUACAUUAUAAUACACUGAAAUUGGACUUCGUUUUUUAUAAAUAUAUUCUUAAAUUUGUAAUACAAAUACAGCAGCCCCAUUAAAACUGGUACUGGCACUAUAUUUAAACCUUGAGCAAAUGGGCAGAAUUUGCUUUAGAAACCAAAAUACCAUCAGUUGAUAAGGAGCUUGGACCAGCCAUUUGCACACUGAAUAAUGCAAACUAUUAAUUCCAGAAGAGCUGGCUAUAUGUUCAGUAACAUUCCUGACGUGGGUGUAGUACAUUUUACAUAGGGUUAGAAAAGGGUGGUUUUGUUUUUCCUUGAGAAGCCUUUUUUUUUUUUCUGCUCUUUAAGUUACUUUGUCAGUGUUCUUAGUAUUUACAUUACAUUUCCUUCAGUGUGUUGUAAUUUGCUAAACUGACUUGUUGCUAGAGUUGCACUAGUGGAUUACAAAGUACAAUAAAUAUGUUGAUUUGA
Malaclemys terrapin pileata is the source of this 2093-nucleotide messenger RNA. RefSeq names its product methylsterol monooxygenase 1 (gene MSMO1). Gene Ontology annotation, molecular function: iron ion binding; C-4 methylsterol oxidase activity. The coding region runs from base 383 to 1276 and encodes 297 amino acids. The transcript has 6 exons. The record is from RefSeq and is a predicted model, not a curated record. Gene Ontology annotation, biological process: sterol biosynthetic process. Lineage: Eukaryota; Metazoa; Chordata; Testudines; Emydidae.